UUCCUUUUCUCAUGAUGUUGGUGACUACUGUAUUACAAAUAUGGUUGGAUGGUCUGGACCCAUAGCUGUAGCAUCAAAGAAGAUAACAGCACCAACAAUAUUCUUGUCUUUGGGUUUAGAGGAAAAAUGUGUCUUGAUGAAACUGAAACCAACUUUACGUUCAGUUAAAUCAGGUGACACACCCAUUGAAAGGAUACCAAAACCAAAAGAAAGAGGUCACAGUGGUGGUGAGGUAAGGAAGAGAAGAGGCAGUGAAAAAAAUGCAGAAGAAGGUAUGACAGAAAGAGAUGACACAAAAGAAGAAAAACCAAAGAAGAAAUAUGUUAAUACAACACUACGUGGGACCAAAUAUUUUUCAUUUGAUUCAGAGAAAGUCUCUGUAACAGAGACUGUAUUCAAAAAGAAGAAAGAUGAUGAGGCCUAUCAGAAAUGCUGUCGUUUAUCUUUAGACCACAAAGUGCUUGUGACAGGUGGUACAGAUGGACACCUGCGAGUAUGGGGUCUCCCAGAUAUGAACAGACUAAAGGACAUUAAAGGACAUGAUGAUGCAGUUGAUGAUGUUGACAUUAAACCAGAUGGGAGACAGCGCAAGCUGAGUAAUACAGUGCCUGUUCCAAAAAGUGGUAUUUCUGCAGAGUGCAGUAAUGCAGGUUAA
Molecule: messenger RNA, 655 nt
Organism: Macrobrachium nipponense
Lineage: Eukaryota; Metazoa; Arthropoda; Malacostraca; Decapoda; Palaemonidae
Product: prolactin regulatory element-binding protein-like
Exons: 5
Coding region: 41-655 (204 amino acids)
Biological process (GO): protein secretion
Cellular component (GO): endoplasmic reticulum membrane
Molecular function (GO): guanyl-nucleotide exchange factor activity; GTPase activator activity; protein binding
Source: RefSeq, a predicted model, not a curated record